Laccaria bicolor S238N-H82 is the source of this 900-nucleotide messenger RNA. RefSeq lists its product as uncharacterized. Lineage: Eukaryota; Fungi; Basidiomycota; Agaricomycetes; Agaricales; Hydnangiaceae. The transcript has a single exon. The record is from RefSeq and is a predicted model, not a curated record. Bases 1 to 900 code for a protein of 299 amino acids.
AUGCGCGACGGUCAUUAUCCCAUGCUACAGACUUUUCUCGUCGAGGGUGACAUGUAUGACAUGAUGGAAUGCACGAUUUUCGACGAUGCUCCGAACCUUACCAACGUGCGCUUAAGAGGCUUGGGUUUAAGCUACUGCCGUCCUCCUCUAAAUGCCGUCACUGAGCUUCAUUUAGCAUAUACACUCGAUACCAUUCCCUACGCCGACUUCUCCAAAAUGUUACGAUCCAGCAAGUCAUUGAUCACAUUGUGCAUCUACGACGAUUUGGUUGACCCAUGGCCUUCUGGUCUGCCAUUAAUCCAUAUACCCUCUCUCCGAUACCUACGGAUUUUUGGAUCUAUGACGGGUGUCUCUGAGUUCCUACUCUCCAUUUCUGUUCCAGAUCUGGAAGAACUCACCAUCGCUCCCAUCGCAACGGACGACCUCAUCAUCCUUCAAGAGGAUAUCUCUCACAACCCACCAAAAUUUCCUGCACUAAAGUCUCUAACCCUUGCACCCGCUGAAGCUCAUUCCAUGCAACAAAAUUUACGCCCUGCAUCGAUAUGCUUUCCUGGAAUAGAGUUACUUAUUCUUCCCAACUAUUAUAGUGAAUCUUUCUUAAUGUCUUUCAUGACAGACGAAGCUGCCCCUUUGUGGCCCGGGCUUCACGCCCUCGCAGUACGCGACAUUGAUGGCAGGUGCAAUCAAGGUGUAUUAUAUGAGUUCGUCGAGGAACGCCAACGUUUAAGCGUCCCCUUACACACAUUAUACUUGGAUUCUUCAUCUGUACCAAGAAUGACUCGAAUGGAUUGGCUCAAGAAUCAGUUGUCGGUGGUAGAGGCGGAUCCUUGGUGGAUACAAUGUGGGGACGCUUUCUAUAGUGAUGAAGAAGACCCAUUUCUAGGAUACCGAUCACCGUGA